ACCCGAGGACAUCCUUCAGGAGUGAGAUGAGACCUCAGCCUACAUGAAUGCAUGGCAACAUCUCUCAGUAGGGGAACCAUGACAUUUAUCUUCCCAUCCAGGACACUUGUGGGAACAAAAGGGAGAUCCAUGAACAUUUUCACCAGGACGACAAGCAUAAACCAGAAUGUCCAGGGCAAAGGGGUAUAUAAUGCAACUUCUUGAUAGAAAACCUGCCAGACGACCAGGAAAGUACACAUACUGGGACGAGGGUGACUUGAACCAUUUGGGACAAAGAUGGGGGUAGAAGAGGAGGAAAUGGGCACAGAGAGUAGCCUGUAAUCAACCAAGGGUGCAGAGGUGUUAUAUAUAAUCGCUCUUCAGGGAACCGGGCCUCCAGCCCACGCCCCAGCUGCUCCCCCCCGCCCUCCUCCCCGAAUUGACUGUCCCUUCUCUGGAACUCCUAAGCCUGACCCCGCUCCCUGGCCCUCCCAGCCCACGGUUCCCCUGACCCCGCUCCCUUUCCCAGAACUCAGUCGUCUGAGCCCCCAGUCUGUGGUUCACUCCUGGGCCUCAGCCUUUCCUGCCUUCGACUGAAACGGCGGCAUCUUCUCAGCCCUGGGGGCUUCCCCGGGGCCCAGCCCGGGGCCUAGAACCCGCCCGCCGCCUGCCACGCCGCCACGCUGCCACCGCCGCUUCCUCUAUAAAGGGACCCAGGCGUCCAGGCCCAGGGGCCCCGCAUAGCAGGUGAGACUCUCCCGGCCCGUCUCCUCCUCGGGCUGCCCGGCGCUGGACUCCCCUGGGCACCCCGCCCCUCCGCCCGCGCCGCGGCCCCUCCCGUGCCGCCUGCCUGGGGCCGGGCCCCGGUGGGUUCCGAGCGGUUUGUUCCCCUCUCUCGGAGUCUUCAUCAGCCAGUCUUUGUUCUCUCUGUCUCUGUCACACGUUCUCUGUUUCUGCCACGAUCCCUCUCUGUUCCCUUCCCGUGUCUGUUUCUCUUUCUGUGGCCCCCCUGCUCACAUUGGGGUUUUCCGGCCGGCACCUUGUCCCCUUCUCUCCUCUGUGGCCCUGGCUCUGCCGUGGCUGUCUCCGCCGGCAGGAGGCCCGUCACCGCCCCGGGCCCCGCCCCGCUCACUGUCUCUCUCCCCGCAGGUUCUCCCCAUGACACCACCUGGACGGCUCUACCUCCUGAGGGUGUGCAGCGCCCCCCUCCUCCUCCUUCUGGGGCUGCUGCUGGCCCUGCCGCCUGAGGCCCAGGGGCUUCCUGGUGUGGGCAGCUCACCCUCAGCCCCCCGGACUGCCUACCAGCACCCUCAGAAGCACUUCGCACCAGGCACCCUCAAACCUGCUGCUCAUCUUAUUGGAGACCCCAGCACCCAGAACUCACUGCGCUGGAGAGCAAACACGGAUCGUGCCUUCCUCCGCCAUGGCUUCUCUUUGAGCAACAAUUCCCUCCUGGUCCCCACCAGUGGCCUCUACUUUGUCUACUCCCAGGUGGUCUUCUCUGGGGAAGGCUGCUUCCCCAAGGCCACCCCCACCCCUCUCUACCUGGCCCACGAGGUCCAGCUCUUCUCCUCCCAGUACCCUUUCCACGUGCCUCUCCUCAGCGCUCAGAAGUCCGUGUGCCCAGGGCCACAGGGACCUUGGGUGCGCUCCGUGUACCAGGGAGCUGUGUUCCUGCUCACCCAGGGAGAUCAGCUCUCCACUCACACAGAUGGCGUCUCCCACCUACUCCUCAGCCCCAGUAGUGUCUUCUUUGGAGCCUUUGCUCUGUAGAAAAAUCCAGAAAAAAAAAAUAAUUGAUUUCAAGAUCUCCUCCCCAUUUUGCCUCCAUUCCGACCACUUCAAGGGUCACCGCGCCUCUCUUUUGAUCCUUCCAAUAGCCUCAAGUCUCCCCUGCUCGUGUUACCUGGCGCUUCCAAAGAAGGAAUUCUAGGCACCCCAGGGGACCAUACCUCCUUUCAGCAAACCCCAAUGCUAGGCUGAGGAUUUCAAGUCUGCCUAGAAAUUCCUGCCCAAAGCUCUUCCUCUGUCCUGCCAGUCGAAAGAGGACCUAGCCCUGGACAUGGAGGGGUCAGACGCCGGGGGAAGCUUGGGAGGACGGCAGAGAGGCAGGGGAGGGGGAAUUAUUUAUGCAGGGGAAAACUUAAAUUAUUUAUUUAUGGAGGAUGGAGGGAAGGGAAUAACAGAGGGCCACCGGAAGAGAGAGAAAUAUGCCUAAGAGAUGAAGAGCAAGAGAACAUUUGGCAUAAGGAUAACACAGUGAAAGAGAAGACAAGUGGGGCUGAGACACUGGGGAGCUCUAGAAGGAAGCAAAAAACUCUUCAGGUCCAACCACUGCUUGACUAAACACCCCAUGAGGAGACAUCUGCACCUUCGAUGAAGCCCAAUAAACCU
Zalophus californianus (California sea lion) is the source of this 2373-nucleotide messenger RNA. RefSeq names its product lymphotoxin alpha (gene LTA). The transcript has 3 exons. Gene Ontology annotation, biological process: immune response. Gene Ontology annotation, molecular function: tumor necrosis factor receptor binding. The record is from RefSeq and is a predicted model, not a curated record. NCBI's taxonomy places the organism in Eukaryota, Metazoa, Chordata, Mammalia, Carnivora, Otariidae. Gene Ontology annotation, cellular component: membrane. Bases 1138 to 1752 code for a protein of 204 amino acids.